Staurois parvus is the source of this 323-nucleotide messenger RNA. The record is from the annotation of a GenBank genome assembly. NCBI's taxonomy places the organism in Eukaryota, Metazoa, Chordata, Amphibia, Anura, Ranidae.
AUGCUGGGUACUAGACAGGGGUGAACUGACAACUCAUGGGGCCCCCGGGCAAUAGGGGAUCAUGGGGCCCUGUGUCCUUGCCCAAACUCAAAAAAGCCUAUGAAAAAGGUACCAGGGGAAUCUCAUGGGGCCCCUUACUGACCCCCGGGCCCUCCGGCAGCGCCCGAGUUUCCAAAUGGUCAGUCCGCCCCUGGUACUAGAACUUAUAUUCAGGGUUAAAUCAGGUGGUGAGAAAGCAACACAACACUGAUUGCUUUAACCCUUUUUUGCUGUAGUGCACAUGGUUGCAGGGCACUUGCAGAGCGGACUCAUUUAUUUUAUUU